Molecule: messenger RNA, 2531 nt
Organism: Nothobranchius furzeri (turquoise killifish)
Lineage: Eukaryota; Metazoa; Chordata; Actinopteri; Cyprinodontiformes; Nothobranchiidae
Gene: exo1
Product: exonuclease 1
Biological process (GO): DNA recombination; mismatch repair
Cellular component (GO): nucleus
Molecular function (GO): DNA binding; 5'-3' DNA exonuclease activity; 5'-flap endonuclease activity
Source: RefSeq, a predicted model, not a curated record
UAACAUGUCUUACUAAAUCAGUUUUCUCAUCCAGCCAAUAGCAGCCUUUCUCCCGAGUCUCAGCUUUUGCCGCUAAAACCAAACCCGCUAAUGCUCUGCGUUGCUCAGCCGUGUGUAUGUGGAGGAUUUACCAAAAAAAGGUCUGUAAUUCGUGUGAAAAUGGGAAUUUCUGGGCUGUUGCAGUUCAUCAAAGAUGCAGCAGAGCCCGUCAACGUGAAGAAGUACAAAGGCCAGACGGUGGCUGUGGACACGUACUGCUGGCUGCAUAAAGGAGCUUUUUCUUGUGCCGAGAAGCUGGCAAAGGGGGAACCGACCGACCAGUAUGUGUGGUACUGUAUGAAGUUUGUAGACAUGUUGUUGAACUUCAGCGUUAAACCCAUCCUGGUGUUCGACGGACGCAACCUCCCCUCCAAACAAGAGGUGGAAAAGGCUCGCAGACAACGCAGAGAAGCUAACCUCCAACGCGGCAAACAGCUGCUUCGUGAGGGUAAGCCGUCCGAGGCGAGAGACUGUUUCAGCCGCUGUGUUAACAUCACGCCCGCCAUGGCUCACAACCUCAUUAAGGCUGCCAGGACCCGAGGGGUGGACUGUGUGGUGGCUCCUUAUGAGGCUGACGCUCAGCUGGCUUACCUCAACAAGUGCGGUUUGGCUCAGGCGGUCAUCACCGAGGACUCGGAUCUGCUGGCGUUUGGCUGCAAAACGGUGAUUCUGAAAAUGGACAAGCAUGGUAACGGCCUGGAGAUCGACCAGAGUAACCUGGGCCGCUGCCGCUCCCUGGGCAACGUUUUCACGGAGGAGAAGUUUCGCCACAUGUGCAUCUUGUCUGGCUGCGACUACCUGCCCUCGCUGCACGGCAUCGGCCUGGGGAAGGCCUGCAAGCUGCUGCGGCUCGCCAGAGACCCCGACAUCCUGAAGGUGAUCAGGAAGAUGGGUCAGUACCUGAAAAUGAAUCUGGUCAUCCCUGACGAGUACAUGGAGGGGUUUGUUAAAGCCAACAACACCUUCCUGUACCAGCUGGUGUUUGAUCCUGUCAGCAGAAAGGUGGUGCCCCUGAACCCGUACCCAAAGCACCUGGACCCGUCCACCCUCAGCUACGCCGGCCUAAAUCUAGAUGAUGACCGAGGUUUGGAUUUGGCCUUGGGAAACCUCGACAUCAACACCAUGGAGAGGAUAGAUGACUUCAACCCAGACGAACCAACCCCACAGCUGUGUAAAGCUCGCAGUAACAGCUGGAACCAGCCACCGGCUUCAGCCGGGACCAGCAUCUGGAGCAGGAGAUUUACGCUUGCCUCUGCUGCUCCUCUCCACCCUGCUCAGCAGCCUCCCUCCACCAGGAGGCAGGAGAGAGUCAUCAGCCUGGACAGGCUGAAGCUGCAGGCCAAGAGGCCCAGAGAAGACUCUUGUUUAUCGGAUCAGGAAGUUCUUCAGCAGUAUUCCACUUCAGAGCUGAAGCGAUCCCGGCCGGAUCAGCAGCCAGACCGGUCUUCGUCCAGCGCUCAGACACGACCACGCAACCGCUUCGCCACGCUGCUGCAGAGGAGGAACCAGGAGGUCGAGGAGCACGGCGGCCAGGCCACCCGCAGCAGGUUCUUCAGGAGCUCGAACCAGGGGGUGGAGCCAGCAUCUGAGGACCGGUCCUCCCCGAGAAGACAAAUUCAUGACAGUAGUGGUCCUGAAAUCCCCUCUGUGGACGCUCCCAGUCCACCUGUGUCUCCUACUAGCACCCCUCCCAGUUCAGCCAGUCAGGGCCUCAAACUGUUCCAGUGGUCCUGCAGCUCCGGCCUGAGCACCCUGCAGCAGUUUCAGUACAAGAAGGAGGGUUUUCCAUCUUCCCAAAAUGUCCUCAGACCUUCUGGACAGUUGUCCUCUUCACAGUCGUCUUCCCCUGAGAUCAAAUCAGAGGACAAGGACAACCUCUCAGAUUCUCCUCCCUCUGAGGAGGGUACAUUUAUCUCCCAGUCCCUGUCCCAGUCCUCCUUCACUUCCUGCCAAAAAGAAGCCCUCAACAGCAGCUUCCCCCUCACUGGCCCUGAAGACGCUGCCCCUGAGAUGAAUUCCACCUCAGAUUUAGAACCAGAACCAGAGAGUCCCGUCUGUCCGGCAGAGGCAGACGGGAAACCCGGAAUGCUGGGAUCAAAGGUCUCCGGACUGUCCAGGCUAAAGUCCAGCAGUCGGAUUCAAACAGCCAAGAUCCAGUCUUUGGGUCCGGCUAGAGCCAGUGGUUUAAGGAAGAGGAGUUCCGGUUCUGGGAAGAAAUACUCCUCCACCAAUAAUGAGAACAACCCCGGGUUCCAGGCCACCAUCAGCAGCUUGUGGAAGAACUACAGCUUCAAAAAGGACACACAGAAGAUGACUUCCUGUAAGAAAGGAGAGCCCAUGUCUCCAGUCAAAGACAACCUGUUGAUCAGCUGACCUCUGUGACCUCUGGAGGCUGCAGGCUCUGUGCGUGGCGAAGCUUUCGGACAUACCGUGUAUGUUUAUAACUUGUUAUUUCUUCCUGUAUAAUUAACAAUAAAACGUUUUGAAUCCGA